UUGUUGUUAGGCAAAACAAAAUGCUGAAAGAAAAAAAGAGCUAAAUAUAGCAAAAAAAAUAAAAUAACAGUCGUCUUUUAUUUUGAAAUGACCAAAACAGGGUGUUGACGUAGUGCACUCUACAGCUGACUGUCUCCGGUUGCUAUGUUUAUGUCGGUUAAAGUGAAGGUCCAAACCUGGACCAUUAACCACUAAGGCAUUUUUCGGGGAGCAGUUGUCAACCAAAUGCACAGCCAUGGAAGACGACAUACAAGAGGAAGUGCUCUCAGAGUUCAGAGAGAAGCGUCUCGGUGGCUGGCAGAUCUUGCAGCUGACGGCAGCAACAGGUCUGACGGUUUAUGCGGUCUGGGCAGGAAUUUUAAUGCCAGGGUUUCGUCGAGUGCCGCUCAAAUUACAGGUGCCCUACAUACCAGCAAGCAAAGCUCAAGUGUCUAAUGUUAUGACUCUGAUGAAGGGAAGAUCGGGAGGCAUCGCUGAUCUGGGAUCAGGUGAUGGUAGGAUUGUGUUAGAAGCUUGCCGUCGGGGUUUCUCUCCAGCCGUUGGUUAUGAGCUCAAUCCCUGGCUUGUUCGUCUUGCACACUUUCAUGCGUGGAGAGCCGGACACCACAGCAGUGUUUCAUAUCGACGAGAGGACCUCUGGAAGGUUGAUCUCUCAACAUAUAAAAAUAUCACCGUAUUUUUAGCCCCUAGUGUGUUAAGUCUUUUACAAAAGAAGUUGCUGGCUGAGCUUCCGGAAGAUGCUCUGAUUGUGGCGGGACGUUUUCCCUUUCCUGAUUGGACGGCUAGUAAAGUAGAGGGUGAAGGUGUGGACAGAGCGUGGGCCUAUCAGAUACAAGAACUAAGAAAAUGCUACGAGUCAAAAGAUAAACAUGUCUGAUAAUUGUGUUUUAACCCUCCGAUUUCAUAUUUUAUUAGUUCUUAUCAUAUUUUACAGAAUUAUUACUAUUUUUAAAUAUAAUAUAUAUAUAUAUAUUAAUAAUGAUCUCAAUUUUAAGUUACACAACACACAACUCUCUCUGUGUGUGUGUGUGUGUGUGUGUGUGUGUGUAUGUGGGAGUUUCUUAAAGGGUUCGAGGCAUAUACUGUAGCCGUAGAACACUUCCUGUUUUUAAACGUGACCCAGAUUAUGUUAUGUGUACCGUCUUUCAAGUAUUUCUCUUUUAUAGAAAAAGGGAAAUAAAGCACAUACAUUGUGAGUCA
This is a messenger RNA of Danio aesculapii, 1200 nucleotides long. It is a transcript of the gene antkmt, whose product is annotated as adenine nucleotide translocase lysine methyltransferase. The coding region runs from base 236 to 877 and encodes 213 amino acids. Gene Ontology annotation, cellular component: mitochondrion. The transcript has 7 exons. Gene Ontology annotation, molecular function: protein-lysine N-methyltransferase activity. The record is from RefSeq and is a predicted model, not a curated record. NCBI's taxonomy places the organism in Eukaryota, Metazoa, Chordata, Actinopteri, Cypriniformes, Danionidae. Gene Ontology annotation, biological process: positive regulation of proton-transporting ATP synthase activity, rotational mechanism; peptidyl-lysine trimethylation; regulation of mitochondrial ATP synthesis coupled proton transport.